Molecule: messenger RNA, 3825 nt
Organism: Scophthalmus maximus (turbot)
Lineage: Eukaryota; Metazoa; Chordata; Actinopteri; Pleuronectiformes; Scophthalmidae
Product: zinc finger and SCAN domain-containing protein 2-like
Exons: 5
Coding region: 127-3042 (971 amino acids)
Biological process (GO): regulation of transcription by RNA polymerase II
Molecular function (GO): RNA polymerase II cis-regulatory region sequence-specific DNA binding; DNA-binding transcription factor activity
Source: RefSeq, a predicted model, not a curated record
GGCGGAAGUAGCGGCAGCAGCAGCAACUCCGUCGACGUGUAGCGCCAAAAAUCACCGGAUGUGAGCGGCGAGACGGUGCUGUGGUCGUUGUAUCAGGUGAAUAACGAAGUUGUAACCGAAGCAGCGAUGUCUUCUGUUCAGCACCUGAGAGAGUUCAUCAGUCAGAGACUCACUGCAGCCGCCGAGGAAAUACUCGGAGUCUUUGUCCAAACCAUCGUCGAGUUGGAGGAGGAGGUCGCUCGACAGAGCAAACUGCUGGACAUCGUCUGGAAACCGGAAGUAAAGCUGCGCAGAAUAGAGCUCCCACAGCACCGUGUCUGUGAGGAGGAGGAGGUUCUCACUGACCAGGAGAGGAACUCCAGUCUGGACCAAGAGGAGCCAGAGCCGCUACAGAUUAAAGAGGAACAGGAGGAAACCUGCACCAGUCAGGAGGGAGAGCAGCUUGUACUGAAGCAGGAGACUGACGCCUUCAUGUUGACUCCUGUCUGUGAGGACGGAGACCACAGAGAACCAGACGUUGACCACCAGCUGCUCUCUCACAACUCUCCUGUAGAUGAGGGACACCUCGUCUGGAAACCUGACCUAAAGCUGCACAGAAUAGAGCUCCAACAGCAGCCUGAGGAGGAGGUUCUCACCGACCAGCAGCUCUGUGACCAGGAGAGGAACUCCAGUCUGGACCAAGAGGAGCCAGAGCCGCCACAGAAUAAAGAGGAACAGGAGGAAACCUGCACCAGUCAGGAUGGAGAGCAGUCUGUACUGCAGCAGGAGACUGAUACAUUAAAGUUGACUCCUGACUGUGAGGACGGAGACCACAGAGAACCAGAACCAGACUGUGACCACCAGCUGCUCUCUCACAACUCUACUGUAGAUGAGAGCCAAGAUCAGGAAGAAAGAGAACAUGUGGCCUCAGGAUCAACUACAAAUGCAGAGUCAAACCCACAGAAGAGUCUAUAUGAAACCAGGAGUCACCGUAACAAUGUGCACAACUCUCCCACAUCUACUAUUGACUCUAAUACUCACACAGAUGAAGAGUCUGUCAAAUGUGAUAUUUGUGGAAAUACGUUAAAGAAUAAGUCUGGAUUGUAUAAACAUAUGAAAAUCCACAAAGGUGAGAAACCACAUUUGUGUAAAACGUGUGGUAAAAGAUUUAUUAGCAUGUUCCAAUUUAAAAGGCAUGUGAGAACUCAUACAGGCGAGAAGCCAUUUACUUGCCAAACGUGUGGGAAAGGUUUUGUAUGUAGAGGAUCCUUAAAAGUCCACUUGAGAAUUCACACAGGCGAGAAGCCGUUUCCCUGCGGCAUCUGUGGGAAAAGAUUUAAAGGGAUGACAGGUUUGAAAAUCCAUACGGGCAUGCACACAGGCGAGAAGCCGCAUUCUUGCAAGACGUGUGGGAAAGGUUUUGUACGUAGAAGUGACUUGAUGAUCCACAUAAGAAUUCACACGGGAGAGAAGCCACAUUCUUGCGAAAUCUGUGGGAAAAGUUUUGCGCGAAGAAGCGUCUUGAAAGUCCAUUCCGGAACUCAUACAGGUGAGAGGCCCAACGGUGACCAGCAGCUCCUCUCUCACAACUCUCACAUGUUUGAAACGUCUGUCAAAUGUGACAAUUGUGGAAAAGUGUUAAAGAAUAACUCUGGAUUAAUUAAACAUAUGAAAAUCCACAAAGGUGAGAAACCACAUUCGUGUAAAACGUGCGGGAAAGGGUUUAUUCACAUGUCCGAAUUGAAAAGGCACAUGAGAACUCAUACAGGCGAGAAGCCAUUUACUUGCCAAACAUGCGGGAAAGGUUUUGUAAGUAGUGGUGCCUUGAAAGUCCACAUAGGAUCUCACUCGGGCGAGAAGCCGUACUCCUGCGGCAUCUGCGCGAAAAAAUUUAAGGGGAGGCUGGGUUUGAAAAUCCAUGCGGGGAUGCACACGGGGGAGAGGCCGCAUUCGUGCAAAAUAUGUGGGAAAAGUUUUGUGCUAAGUCACUCCUUGAAGGUCCACAUCCGAAUUCACACGGGCGAGAAGCCGUACUCCUGCAGCACCUGCGGGAGAAGAUUCUCUCAGUCAUCAGACGUGAAAAAGCAUGAAAGAGUUCACAAAUUAAACCUGUUAACUGAAGCAGCGAUGUCUUCUGUUCAGCACCUGAGAGAGUUCAUCAGUCAGAGACUCACUGCAGCCGCCGAGGAAAUACUCGGAGUCUUUGUCCAAACCAUCGUCGAGUUGGAGGAGGAGGUCGCUCGACAGAGCAAACUGCUGGACAUCGUCUCGACACCGGAAGUAAAGCUGCGCAGAAUAGAGCUCCCACAGCACCGUGUCUGUGAGGAGGAGGAGGUUCUCACCGACCAGGAGAGGAACUCCAGUCUGGACCAAGAGGAGCCAGAGCCGCUACAGAUUAAAGAGGAACAGGAGGAAACCUGCACCAGUCAGGAGGGAGAGCAGCUUGUACUGAAGCAGGAGACUGACGCCUUCAUGUUGACUCCUGACUGUGAGGACGGAGACCACAGAGAACCAGAACCAGACGUUGACCACCAGCUGCUCUCUCACAACUGUCCUGCAGCUGAGAGCCAAGAUCAGGAAGGAAGAGAACAUGAGGCCUCAGGAUCAACUAGAAAUGCAGAGUCAAACGCACAGAGGAGUCUAUAUGAAAACAGGAGUCACAGUAACAAUGUGCACAACUCUCCCACAUCUAAUGUUGUCUCUUAUUCCCACACGGAGGAAAAGUCUUUCAAAUGUGACUUUUGUGGGAAAGUGUUAAAAGAAUUAUCCAAAUUGAAAAGGCAUAUGAGAACUCACACAGGCGAGAAGCCAUAUACUUGUAAUAUAUGUGGGAAAAGUUUUGCGCGAAAUUGCAGCUUGAUAAUCCACAUAAGACUCCAUACAGGCGACAAGCCAUAUUCUUGCCCAAUGUGUGGGAAAGGUUUUGUAUGUAGCAGCGCCUUGAAUAUCCACAUGAGAUCUCACACGGGCGAGAAGCCGUACUCCUGCAACACCUGUGGGAGAAGAUUCUCUCAGUCGUCAGACGUGAAAAAGCAUGAAAGACUCCAUAAAGUCGUAUUUUAAUAAACACAUGGGAGAACUUUCAGACUCUUGGGUUAAUUGCCGCUGGUGAGAGUUCGUAUCAACACCUCAGGGGGUGUGAAAAGUGGAAAGUAGGAGUGGCUACUAAACUCUGUACUUUAACAGACACGUUGGUAUCGGCAUUGUUUGUACAUAUGUUUUCUUUUUACUUCUAGUUAUUCAUAGUAAAGUUUGUGGAUCUGUGAAACUUAGAGGCUCAAUUACAUAAUUUCUGAAAAUGGUUUGAUUAAAAACAUCUUAGGAAUCAUUAACAAUAUUUCUAACAAGUAUGUACGUCAGCAGAGGUAUUGGUAUCAGUGUCUACUUUUAAGGAGACCGACCAAAUCACAUUGGUUCUUUUGAGCACUUAUUAAUUACUCUUUUCACUGUAAGUUUUUUUCUUUUUACAUAGAAGAGCUAACAAUGAUAUCAUCUUUGUUUUCUUCAGUUGAGAAAGUUUUAGACUUUUUUUCAAGAGCCUAUUUGCAAAUUUUUAUUUGUCGAUUUCUUUUUCUUUCCAAAUAUCAUUUAUGUAUUUUUGUCCAUGGGCAUCUUGAAGCCCAGGCCUCGUCUCUCUCUCUCCCUCUCUCUCUCUCUCUCUCUCCAUUUCAACCCGAUUCAUUUGUCAUUUAUUCUGUCGUUUGUCAAACGUCUUCAUCCCUCUUUCAUCAUGUUUGAACGAAUGGCUUUUGGAAACAUGUUUUAGUGCAUUUUUAAGAGAGUGAGUCAUAUUCAGUGUGUUUAACUUUGAAGCAGAUAUGAGAAGCUGCUUCAAGUAUGACCCCC